Molecule: messenger RNA, 1587 nt
Organism: Naegleria fowleri
Lineage: Eukaryota; Heterolobosea; Eutetramitea; Acrasida; Naegleriidae
Exons: 1
Coding region: 1-1587 (528 amino acids)
Biological process (GO): base-excision repair
Cellular component (GO): nucleus
Molecular function (GO): DNA-(apurinic or apyrimidinic site) endonuclease activity; phosphoric diester hydrolase activity; double-stranded DNA 3'-5' DNA exonuclease activity
Source: RefSeq, a predicted model, not a curated record
AUGGACCCUCAUUCUAAAAGAAACUCCUUCAAUUUAGGUACUGCUAAUUUUGGAGGAGUUGGCUGGGUAAAACAAUCUCAAUUACUUACCUUAGCCCGCAAAUAUGAACUGGAUGUCCUUAAUAUCCAGGAAACUCAUUUAAAAUCCAGUACGAAAGACUAUUGGAAUAUAUGGUAUUUCAGAUCCUUCUUUCGUGGCUACUUAGUUUACAAUUCCAACGCCACUGAAGGUGAUAAUGGAGCAGGAAUUGCUACUAUUAUCAGACCGUCACCUUUUAUUAAGGUACUCCAAUUCGUCGAACAUAUUCAAGGCAGAUUAUCAGAAGUCAUUUUGGAACAUAAAUACCUAGGUGUGGCUCGCAUUUUCAAUUGGUAUGGCCCGGCUAACAAAAACAAACUAGAAUUCAUGAAUAAGGCUCUCAAUAUUAUCAACAUUUCUACUCAAACAGCGGUCUUUCAUGGUGAACGUAUUGUCAUAUUGGGAGAUUUGAAUGCCAAUACUAAAACAUUCAAUAAGGUAUCUUAUGCCGCCCAUGAACGACUAUUAAUUGACCAAUGUGACAAAUUGAAAUUCUUUGAUGUUGUUCCUAUUCCAAACACACCUUCGUUUUCUCAACGCAACAAAUACUCUCAUGGUUUUUCUCGCCCGGACCAUAUUAUUACUUCCCACAAUGAUUAUUCUGGUGUAGAAGAUGUUCCUACUGCUUAUUCUCACAAACUUUUAACUAUCUCCUUCCCCAGUAAUCCCAUUUUAGACUUCCCAGAACAGUUCAACAAAUAUAUUAUCCAUCCUAAAAUUUUACAAUCCAAGAUGAAGGAAAUUAAUAACGAUUUUGCUAAGGAAAACCCUGACACUCUUUUAGAAGCCCAAAAUACCCUUGCUAAAAUUGUGAAGAAAUAUGGUUCUCUUAGCACAAACAAGCCCUCAUUGAUCACUGAUAAUCGUAAUGUCAGACAAUUUCAGACUUUUAUUUUCGAUUUGAAACAAUAUCUCUAUAAGCGUAAACAUGUUUCUACUAUCACCAGCCAAUUUUUGAACAAUAAUUUUAGCCUCAACAAUGUCAAGGCUAAAUUAGAGGAAGCUAAAACCUCACUCAACAAGCUUAUUGGAUCUUUAUUGGCUGACCGUAAACGGGUCUUUGUGAAUAGAAUUAACAAUCUUAACUCUAAACAACUGUAUUCCUAUGCCUUCAGAAAAGAACUAGUCAGUCCUUCUAUACUCAAUGUAGUCCAAAGUAACCAUAACUCGACAAUUGUAGAUCAUUUUUCAGCCAUGUUUAAUACAGAACAAGAAGUGACUAAAACUCUCCCGGAAAUCAAGAAAAACAAUACUGUAGCCCAAUGGAAAUUCCAUCAUAUCACUGCCAAAGAGUUGGAUAAAGUUAUUUCUAAGACAAAAAAUUCUAUGGCUGGCUAUGAUAACAUUUCGGUGCCAUUGUUGAAAAUUCUAGACAACAAUUCGCUCCAAAUACUUGCAAAAUGUAUCAAUCACACAAUUGACAGUGAAAUGGUUCCUAAAGAAUUGGGUAUCGGUAUUCUACUCCCAUUACCCAAAAAUCAACAUGCCUUCAAAAUUAUCAGACUUUAG